CCUGCGCGGAACCGACCGAUUAUCAGGAAGUUUGGGCGGUGGUUGUUGCGUGAGCUGUUCAGUGCGUCAGGUUUAAGUUAAAACACAACAGAGGCAUCAUGUCAAGCAAGCGGGCAAAGGGGAAGACCACCAAGAAGCGCCCUCAGCGUGCUACUUCCAAUGUCUUUGCCAUGUUUGACCAGUCACAAAUCCAGGAGUUCAAGGAGGCCUUUAACAUGAUUGAUCAGAACCGUGACGGCUUUGUGGACAAGGAAGAUUUGCAUGACAUGUUGGCGUCUCUGGGCAAGAAUCCAACAGAUGACUAUCUGGAGGCAAUGAUGAACGAAGCUCCAGGACCCAUUAACUUCACAAUGUUCCUUACUAUGUUUGGAGAGAAGCUAAAUGGAACUGACCCAGAGGACGUCAUCCGUAAUGCAUUUGCCUGCUUUGAUGAGGAAGGGACUGGCUUCAUCCAGGAAGACUAUCUGCGGGAACUUCUGACCACUAUGGGUGACAGGUUCACAGAUGAGGAAGUUGAUGAGCUUUUCAGGGAGGCUCCCAUUGACAAGAAAAACAACUUCAAUUAUGGGGAGUUCACGCGUAUCCUCAAACAUGGAGCCAAAGACAAAGAUGAUUAAACACAGAAAGCUCCUUCCUUUUCACUCUGCCUGCUCCAUAAGAGCAGGCUUAUGUAAUGCUUCUGGAGCCCUUCAGAAAGUCGCCUACAGCUCUGCUCUGUUUUUGUGUGUGUUUAGUUAAAGGUGCACUCAGGGGAGAAAUGUCUAGAUUAAAACCAGUUCAUUCAACAUGUUGGGAUAAAUAUUUUGGUCAGAGAGCUGCCACCCCCUUUUAAAUGCUGAAUGAGUCCGAUUUUAGACCUUGCAUGGUUAUGUUCACUGGUGAAUGUGUCAUCCAGUGGAGUUAGUUUAGCACUGUUCAAUUUACACCCAAUUACUUUGAAAUACAUGUUUAGUUAGGUUUUGUCUGUGAGAUGAAGAUUUGAUUAAUCAAGAGGUAACUAUCAGCUUGUAUAAAUUGAGUCUUUCUAGGUUUCUUUCCCCAAAAGUGUACCUUUUAUUUUCAGUCAGCAUAUAUGCACCUCUACCAGUCCCAGGCCUCCAAAAGGUCCUGUUUCUCGGUGUUUAAAAACUGUUCAAAUGUGAAAUUGUGUCGAGAUGCUACAGUGACCUUUUCCUGAAAUGGCCUCAAGUGGAAUUUUUACAUUUUAUAAUAAAUAUGAACAUUUUUGAAUAAACUCAUGUUCUUGUUCCACC
Messenger RNA from Electrophorus electricus (electric eel), 1253 nucleotides. It is a transcript of the gene myl12.1, whose product is annotated as myosin, light chain 12, genome duplicate 1. Lineage: Eukaryota; Metazoa; Chordata; Actinopteri; Gymnotiformes; Gymnotidae. Gene Ontology annotation, molecular function: calcium ion binding. The record is from RefSeq and is a predicted model, not a curated record.